Messenger RNA from Trichoderma atroviride IMI 206040, 728 nucleotides. RefSeq lists its product as uncharacterized. Lineage: Eukaryota; Fungi; Ascomycota; Sordariomycetes; Hypocreales; Hypocreaceae. The record is from RefSeq and is a predicted model, not a curated record.
GCGCUCAAAAGCAUCAGGAGAUAUUCGAGCUUCCGCCGCCGCAUCCCUCGACCAUUUGGCCUUAGCAGACCCCCUACCUUUUUAGCCGUCGAACAUCAGCCAGCUCACCAUCAUGCCGACGCCCGAGUCCGAGCUCUUCAAGAGCCAGAAGCCCACGGUUCCCCCCACAUUCAACGGCGUGGACUUUGACGACACCAAGGCGUUCAAGGCGGCCGAGGAUGCCAUUAUUCGGGAACAAUGGGUUGGCGCCAUGAUGACCCGUCUCGUCCAAGAGGAAUUGGGCAAGUGCUACGUCCGCGAGGGCGUCAACCACCUGGAGAAGUGCGGCCACUUGAGAGAAAAAUAUCUGCAACUGCUCUCCACGAACAAGGUCAAGGGCACCAAGUUUAUUCAGCAAAACUAUCUGGAGAAGAAGGACCAGGAGUUUGAUUUGGAGCGCAAGGUGCACACGAGCGACAAGAUUGCCAAGCUGAACCAGGGACGAUUCUCAUGAGUUUAAACGAAGCUAUAUCUCUUAAAAAAAACAUAUGUCAUAUUUACACAAUUUUUUGUUUGAGCUGUCAGAUGGCCGAAUUGACCGGCUGAGGCCUUGUCUGGGAUGGAGCAGAGAGUAUGGAUGGUUUAGAGGACUAGAGCCAUGCAUGGUAUUGAGCGCAACGGGUGGAAUGCUCUGCCAGUGUACAUAUCGGGAAGCAACGGAAUCACGUUAAAAUGUAAAAGAAAUCAAG